CCGGUUGGUUUAUUGUCUAGUGGGUCAGACAGGAGCUUCUACACUGUGGACCAGUUUGUGGUUUUGGGUUACAUUCAUGGAGACUUUGUACUUUUGGGUUAAUCUCCUUGCUGGACUCUUGUUGUCUGGAAUCUGCAUGAGGUCAUCUUUUGCUUUUCCACCUGAACAUUACACGCAACAUGCUUUACCUCAAAGGCCUCAGGUGGCCAAACACACUCCAGCUGAGGGAAGAGAGCAGGUGAAUACUAUCAGCGUGACCUGCCACCCAGACUCGCUGGAGAUUAUUAUCAAAGCCGACAUGUUUGGAGUCGGAGCUCCUGUUAAUGGUGAUGACCUGCGGCUUGGAGUGGAACACAGCGACUUCUGCAGAGCUACAGCGUCUUCAGACGAUGAGUACAGAAUCCUUGUCGGAUUAGGGGACUGCAGCACCAAACACUGGAUGACUGAAGACUCUCUGGUCUACACAAACCUCCUCAUAUACUCCCCUUCGCCCUCUGCGGAUGGGCUGAUCCGAAUGGAUGAGGCCGUUAUUCCGAUUGAGUGUCAUUAUGAAAGGAAGUACACUUUAUCCAGUUCUUCGAUCAUGCCUACCUGGAUCCCCUUCAUGUCUACCCAAGCUGCAGUAGAAACUUUGGAGUUUGGCUUGAGAGUUAUGACAGAUGACUGGCUUUAUGAAAGAAGCUCCAACGUGUUUUACCUUGGCGAGCCCAUCGGCAUUGAAGCCUCCGUCAGGGUUGGACAUCACAUGGGGCUCAGAGUGUUUGUGAGCAGCUGUGUGGCUACACUCUACCCAGACAUAUACUCUGUACCCAGAUACGUCUUCAUUGAAGAUGGAUGCCUGGUUGACUCCCAGCUCCCAGGUUCAAAUUCCCACUUCUUACCCAGGACACAAGAUGACAAGCUCCACUUGGUCAUUGAUGCCUUUAGGUUUCACGAGGAGGACAAAGGGGAGCUCUACAUCACGUGCCACCUGAAUGCUGUACCAGUAAAUGAUGCGCAGGCACCAAAAAAGGCGUGCACUUUUGUAAAUGGAAAAUGGAGGUCAGCUGACGGUAAUGACUACUUAUGUAGCCAUUGUCAAAUCCAAAAUGAAGUUGGCCACACCCACGGUAAGCCCAGUAGCCCAGCCAAGUUUGGUCCUCGUGGGUUUGAGAAGCCAGCUGAACCCGAGACCUUCUGGAGAAGUGGACUGAAGUCCAAUAUGGUGUGGGAACAGGAGACAAGAGUGGGUCCAAUGCUGGUCUUGCCAACCAUGCGGAAAAAUGGGCCUCUCCCUGUGGAAGAGCUUCCUCCCGUUCUCAGCAAAAUCAGCAGACCUGCUCUGUAUGGCAGCCAGUGGAGGAGUGGAAUAAAUCACAGAGUUGAUGUGGAGAAGGGAUUACUUCCUGGUCUACCAUCUACUCCAGACCAGGUGGAGGUUCAAACGUCUGAAGAUAAUAAAGAUUUGGAAACUGUAAAAGAUCUAAAAGAUGGAGAUGCAGACAGUGAAGAUGCUGCAGCUCCAGUGGUCACCUUGAAGCCAAAGGUGGCAGCGCUGGACAAUAACAGCACAACUGGACUCGAUGAUGACAGCCCCACUGAUCGGUUUACAGGGGAUGUGAUGGCUCUGUCAAAUGCAACUGCUUCUGACUCUGUCCUUCCAGAUACAAAUGAACCAAAGAAAAAAUAAACAAUUCAAACU
Messenger RNA from Scatophagus argus, 1681 nucleotides. RefSeq names its product zona pellucida sperm-binding protein 3-like. Gene Ontology annotation, molecular function: acrosin binding. Lineage: Eukaryota; Metazoa; Chordata; Actinopteri; Scatophagidae. The record is from RefSeq and is a predicted model, not a curated record. Gene Ontology annotation, cellular component: extracellular matrix. Bases 77 to 1669 code for a protein of 530 amino acids. Gene Ontology annotation, biological process: binding of sperm to zona pellucida; egg coat formation; positive regulation of acrosome reaction. The transcript has 10 exons.